ACUCAAAAGGACGGUUCAUUCACGAAUCGGACACCGCUAAAGGACAAUGGAGUCGGAUGUACCGGAGUCAAAUCGAAAUCUACAGCGAAUGUGUCCUAUUCGGAUUAGUCAGAGUUGUGAAACGGAUGAGUGGACGAACAUCAGUGUUAUAUCACCGCAGUGCGCUGUUUUCUGAUGACUAGCUCGCGCUUUCAAGUGUCAUUAGCAGAGGUUCCUUGCUGUAAAGACCUAACGUUACUACUGCUUCGUGUCCCGGGCUUCCCCCUGAACAAUAAGGGCUUCAUGUGAUUUUUAUGGCACUGAACAUUUCAGAAGCUCCUUAUACAAUGUCUGAAGUCAGUAUUGGACGGAAAAAAGAAAAGUGUGAGAAUUGCACUAAACAGUGCAACAAAAAAAAGAGUGAUAAAGGUAUAAACUCGCUGCAGGAGAAAGGUGUUGCCACUGGAGAGGUGAAAGAGUCUACCUCAGUUCAGCAGGUGUUGCUGAGCGCGUGUCUGUCCUGUGACGGCUGCGUAUCGGAGGACGAAGGCCAGAAAAUCUCUCAGCAAAAUCUGGAAGAGAUCAACCAUGUGCUUGCCCUCAAUAAGAAAUGUGACACUUCGAAGCACAAAAUUCUCGUGGUGUCUGUGUGUCCCCAGUCGCUGCCAUUUUUUGCUAUUAAAUUUCAGCUGGAUAUUCCAACAGCUGCAAAGAAACUCUGUGGCUUCCUAAAGAGUGUGGGGGUUCAUUAUGUCUUUGACACUUCAGUAGCUGCAAGUUUUAGCAUUUUGGAAAGCCAGAGAGAAUUUGUUCAGCGUUACCGUCGUAAACAUCAUGAUUCUAAUGCCAUGCCAAUGUUCACAUCCUCAUGUCCAGGAUGGAUUCGCUAUGCAGAGCGUGUUCUUGGUAGCCUGGUCACACCACACAUCUGCACCGCCAGAUCACCUCAACAGAUCAUGGGCUCCUUGGUCAAAGACUUUUUUGCCAGACAACAGAAGCUGACCCCAGAUCAGAUUUUCCAUGUGGUGGUGGCUCCCUGCUUUGAUAAGAAGCUUGAAGCUGUGAGAGAGGCAUUCUACAACAGCAUCCUAGAGACCAGAGAUGUCGACUGUGUGCUUACGUCAGGAGAGAUUCUCCACUUAAUGGAACAAAGCAAAGUUACUGUAGAGGAAGUGGACUCUGCUCCUUUGGAUCAUGUAUUUGGUGAGACCAGUGACCCAGGUAUGACCAGGCAUGAAGGCCGUGGAUCCGAAGGCUUCCUGGAGCACAUUUUCAAACAUGCAGCCAAAGAGCUGUUUGGCCUAGACGUCCAAGAGAUUGUGUACAAGACACUCAGGAAUCGAGACUUCCAGGAGGUGGCGCUAGAACGUGAUGGAGAGACUCUGCUGCAGUUUGCUGCGGUUUAUGGCUUCCGGAACAUUCAGACUUUAGUGCACAGAAUGAGGAAAGGCAAAGUGCCCUACCACCUAGUAGAGGUGCUUUCCUGCCCCGGAGGCUGUUUAAGUGGGCGAGGACAAGCUGAGGGAGAGGGAGGUCGUCCUGACCGAGCAUUGGUCCAGCAAAUGGAAGAGCAUUAUAGCAGCUUACCUGUCCGACUGCCUGACACCAACCCAGAGGUCCAGCGCCUCUACCAGGACUGGCUGGACGGCCACGACUCCCCACAUGCACAGCAAUGCCUCCACACUCAGUACAAGAACCACACGCAGGCGCCCUCUCAGAUACUAAAUUCUGAUAUUCAGUGGUGAUUGGAAGUCAUUCACUGAUUUGUUCCCACGUUCCCAAGCUUGGCAUUAAAAGCACCAAUCAAGACUGACUGUUUGAUGCUAUCUUGGGCUCACACGGACUGCAAUGUGUCUGCAGUAAAAGAAAAGUUGAACAGAGGACCAAACAGGCUUCUUGUUCUAUGCAAUGAAUUGGAUUCUGCUUUACUAAUGAGAAAAUUUGCAUUCGUUAACUAGUUUUCUGGAACAUUCACUCACAUUACACCUAAAUGAUGUCAUGCAUGGUUGGGCAACCAGGCAUCACAUAAAAAGUGUUAUUAAAAGGACAAUAGCAAUAACACAAGGCAAAAAAAAAACUCUGGCUAUUAUUGAUAUUAAUUACUGGACCCUGUCAAUACACACUAAAGGAAAUGGUGAUAGCAUUUUGUGUAUGACUAUCACUAAGAUUCAACUUUAGAAAGUGCAAAACUAAUACAUAUUGGCGCAGUGAAUUAAACAAUACGCACCAUCAAUUAAAGCUUAAUUUUAAUUUAAUUUUUUUUUUUUUUAUAUAUACCCGUGCUACUUAUGACUGGUUUUGUGGUCCAGGGUCACAAAUGUGUGUUUAUAAAUCGUCUUUUGUUGACAUUAGCACCAACCUUUCUGUAUCUAGUAGUAAGAUUAUUGGUUUGAUUUUGUUGCAGUUUUCUAAUGAGACACUAGAUGGCAGAAUACACCACUACAUAUGGAUUGAUGGAUAGCCUCAAAUCCCUCACAUUGUGCCCAGUAUGUAUUGCAUGGAAGAAAGCAAAAAGCUGUCGCAGUAACAAUAAUAUUAAAAAUGAGUAGAUAAUUAUAAUAUCAGAAGUAAAUAAUGCAUACACACACAGAUAAAUAGAGAGAUAGAUAGUGCAAAAAAUGUUAUUGAAAUUAAUUGAGAAAUGCCUUAAAAUGCAGUUUAUUAUUGAAGAAGAAUUUGUAACAUUAAGAGUAAAUCUAAUUUCUCAAAUGAAGCAAUCUUGCCUUAUUGCACAAACAUGCAUGUCCUUCCUUGCUUGACCAAUUUUGAACCAGUGUAGUGAAUUCAGACACAUGUGAAGCCAAACACAGGAGAUAGUAUGACUUUAUUACUGAGUCUCUUGCUGUUCACACAAGAAUUUAAAAAGCAAAUGAUCAUACAGUGCUACAGAGAUGUUCUUUGAACUUUUAGUGUAUUUGAGUUUGACACUUGAAAGAGUGGAUCCCGUUUGUGAUUAAACGGUAACAAUAUUUAGGGUGUGAUUCUCAUAAGUUUGCUCAGGUAUGUUGACAGGCAGAUAAUCUCUGCAAGUGAAUCAGCAAAUCUUUAUCUUUUUUUAUGUCCUGAUGCAAUCCUGAAUUGAUCACAGAACUAUUAUGGAUAUUAUAGAGAAACAGUUUAGGACCUCAUGAACAGAAUAAUUAUUGUUGUUUAUAACGAUGUGUCCCUAUUUAAUGUACAAGCAGUGUAAAAUUCAGGCUUAAUAAAUAGGCCUAGCAUAAAAAUGUUUAAAGGUUUAACUGGUUUUAAAAGAUAAAACUAAAUUACAAUUAUGAAAAUGAAAAUUUUUAUUUUUAUUAAAUCAUUCAUAUUUAACAUUUUACAUUAGCCAGGGGGUGAAGUCAAGAGAAGAAAGAUACAAAAUUACAAUGAAACUAAUUUAAAUAAAAACAUGGAAAUGUUUACAUACAUUAAUACACUUAACAGCUUUCUUGUUUAUCAGAUUAUAAAUAGAUUUUGGGUAUUGUUUAAUUUCUGAUUUAAAAAAAAAAUAGAAAUAAUCGUUUAUAAUCACCUUACUUACAUUUAUAUAUACUAAACUUUACCAACAAAUUAAUUAAAUAAUAUUCCUUAUGGAAUGACAUGCCAUAAGUGAUAAAAUAAAAUCAAAACAAAGUUGAAAGUUGGGCAUAAUAUGAUCUCUAACAAACAAGCAGAAAAACCAAAAACUGGCUGAAUAAGGACAACUCCAGAACAAAUUAAAAAACGUUUCUGUGUGUAGACCACAAAAUGUACAAAGCAUGUUAAUAUCAGAGUUAAAUAUGUUUACAAGGAAGUAGUUACUGGGGUAAUUUUUAUAAAUGAGUUUGAAAGAAAUUUAUUUUACUUUAUUUGUUAUUAAAUAUUUAAUGAGGCAAUUUCUAAAAUGUAUGCAAUAUCAAACCAUAAUAGGAGGUCUAGAGACAAGAUACCUUUGAAAAAGGAAGAAAA
Molecule: messenger RNA, 3909 nt
Organism: Onychostoma macrolepis
Lineage: Eukaryota; Metazoa; Chordata; Actinopteri; Cypriniformes; Cyprinidae
Gene: narf
Product: nuclear prelamin A recognition factor
Exons: 12
Coding region: 294-1724 (476 amino acids)
Cellular component (GO): lamin filament
Molecular function (GO): lamin binding
Source: RefSeq, a predicted model, not a curated record